UUUUUUUCCCCUUUCCCCUUUCUUAUUUUUUUGCUAUUAUUUUUACACCUGUGUGAGUGUGUGGCUUCUCUUCCACAAAAUCCUCACGCCUCUUCCCUUUUCUCUUCCCCUUCCGCCCGCCCUAAAUUGCGUUUUAGGGUUUUAAAGAACGAACAAUCCCUAAUUUUCUCAUUCCCAGCACUCUUGUUCAAGCUCGUUCGUUUCAAGUUUAGUGUUUCUUUCUUGAAUUUGCAGUUUUUUUUGGUGGCUAGCAAGCUUUUUCUUUACCUGGGCGCCGCAUGAUCUUUCAAUGCCUGGAACAAUUAAUAUCAAAUCCUGUGUUGUAAACCCUGCGGAGUUGAGGAGCGCUUGCUUUUUUUACAAAGAAGUGGGCGAUUUAGGUGUUUUUAAUCGCCGUUGGCUUUGAAUUUGGUGUUGUUGUUGUUUUUUUUUUUUUAGGUUCGGUGAAGCCGGAGCGCAUGCCUGUUCUUUAAUUGGCUGCUCUGCUGGUUUUUCUUUUAGUGGGUUCUGUUUAUGGCGCCGAGUCGGAGAAAAGGUGCCAGUAAGGCCGCUGCGGCUGCCGCCGCGCGCCGACAAUGGAAGAUUGGUGAUCUUGUUCUUGCUAAAGUUAAAGGGUUUCCGGCCUGGCCAGCUACGGUGAGUGAGCCAGAGAAGUGGGGUUACUCUGCAGAUUGGAAGAAAGUACUGGUGCACUUUUUUGGAACUCAGCAGAUAGCUUUUUGUAAUCCUGCUGAUGUGGAACCCUUCACAGAAGAGAAGAAGCAAUCUCUUCUUGGUAAACGUCAUGGGAAAGGUGCUGACUUUGUUCGUGCUGUGCGUGAGAUUAUUGCAAGCUAUGAUAACAUGAAAAAGCAGGACCAAUCGAAUGAUGCCAACACCACAGAUGGGCAUACACUGGUCACUGAAAAUAAUUCAACGGAGUUAUCAGCCAAACCUUUUGGCGAAGGUGAUGCUCCCGAGGGACAGACUCAUUGUGCUGAUGUGGAAGAUCACAUGAACGAUAAAUCUGGAACUUCUGCCACGGUGCAUGGAAAAGAUGGUCUUAAAGACCAAUUUAGGCCGGAUAAUGAGGAUAAAUCUAGUUUGAUUGGGACGGAAAUGACUUCAGAAAAUGUGGAUUCUUCGAGAGAGAAUUCCGAGAGAACAGAGACACUGAAAUGUUUCACCCGUAGGCGGCCUCCCUCUGCUAGGCGGGCUAGAAGUGCAUCAAGGACAGAUACAAAUAAACUUCAAACUAGGUCAACUCGAUCUGGGACAGUUGCGCCAAGUAUUCUGCGCGAUGGACCGGGUAGGAGAAACAAAAGGAUCAGAAAAUCACCUGAUGAUCUGUAUGGGCAUGACAGGGAUGCACCCGACUUGGUAUCAAAUGUUAGUAAUGAGGGGAAUGACUCUGGGAUUUUGACGGCAGGCUCUGAUUCACCUAGCUUGAAUGAAGGAAGCACCGUGGACUCUGACUGUAAAACUGUGACUGCUGACUCCAGUAAUGAGCAUAGUCAAAAGAAUGUUGAGCUGAGCCGUAGAUUGGAUUUUCAAACAAAUGGCAUUUCUAAAAGGAAAAGGAAGCCUAACAGAAAAAGGCCUAGCUGUGAUAUUUCUGCUAAACCAGAUGAAAAAACAGCUUCUGAUGCUGAUGCCAUCAAGAGGGACCAAAUCUCACCUGGUGAUCAGGAAAUAUCAACGGAUAAAUUGCCGAAGGAAGAUGGUGAUGAGCAUUUGCCGUUGGUGAAAAGAGCCAGAGUUAGGUUGGGUAGGAUAUUAUCAACUUGUGAACAACUUCAAGCUUCAUUAGACACAGAGGAGAAGCCUCUGGAAGUUUGUUUUAGUGUUUCAGAUCAGUUCCAUGUACCUUCUGAUCGAGAGGGAGAUGAUUCUACAGAUAGGAAGCCGGUUUCUGUGAAAGAAGACUUGGAGAAAUUAUUGCAAUCUGACAAACUUCACACUGCCAAACCUCAGGCAUGGGAAGUCAAAAAGUAUCAGCACUUGGGUAGUUCAGUAGAGGGUGAAGCUGCUUUACCCCCAUCUAAGCGUCUACAUCGAGCUCUGGAGGCCAUGUCAGCAAAUGCGGCUGAAGAACGUCAAACGACUUCAGAUGUACCAUCAACACCAAAGGUUGAUACUACUAGUAAAUCUGGUUCUCCCUCCUCUAAUGACUGCUUGAAGUCAUCUUUGGAUAGAGAGAAAGGUGAUGAACGUAAAGCUGGUAUGCGGGAGGAAAAUAAUUGUAAUAAUAAUAAACCUCCGGAUGGAGCUUCUGAGUGUCUUGUGAAGCUAGAUCUAUCAAUCACAGAAGAAAGGACAUCUUCUGUUGAGCUAGCAACUUGCUCUAGUGAUGGAAUUGGGCGGCAAAAGUCGUGUGAAGAUAAUGUGGGCUCUCUUGAUAAUAAAUGUGUGUCGAAGUCUCCAUCUCAUGAUGACAUUGCCAAUGUUGUGGUUCUACAAUCCUCUGAAUCCCUGUCACCUAAGGGGGCACAUCUCAGUGGUUCGUGUUCUCCUGAUCUUGCCUUGCCGUUGCCAGGUGAUUGCAAAACUGUAAGUCCCACAUUGCUGAAGGCUUCUGAAAAUGUAGACCAUAAAACAAAUCAGUUAGAAGGGGACAAUCUCACCAUGCAGUCACCGCAUUCUAGCGCAGAUAUGGAAAUUGAUAGUGCCACUGAGGAAUGUGAUAGGGUUGUUGAUUCGUGUCAGCUUGUACCUGAUGAGAACAAGCCAACCGAUGAAAUGUCUAAAGAUGUGGGAGAAGUUGGACUUGCAAUGGAUGACUCUAGUGCUUCCUUAUGUCCCGUUUCUGCUGAAGUUAUGAGCAACGUAACCGAGGAUCAAGAUCAAUCCCAUUCCAAUUCUGCUGCCAAUGAUCAUGUAGAAGAUAAAACAACUCCUGAAACAAAAUCAUCACUAUCUCCGACCUAUAACUCAGAAACCAUUACCUGUGCAAAGCAACAGACUUCAUCCUUAAAUAUGUCAACUUCUGCCAGUAGUUCAAAUACUUCCCGUAGCCCAAUUGCCCAUUCCCAUCGUGAUGUCCAGAGAGCAGCCGGGAAAUGGAAUUAUAAAGAAGCACAUGAUGCUUUAAUGUCUUUUGAGGGCUUUCUGGGAACACUUACGAGGACAAAAGAAAGCAUUGGUCGUGCAACGCGUAGUGCUAUGGAAUGCGCAAAAUGUGGAGUUGCUGCUAAGGUGGUGGAAAUGCUUACACACAGUUUAGAACGGGAGCCAAGCUUACACAGAAGAGUGGACUUGUUUUUCCUAGUUGACUCUAUUGCACAGUACUCGAAAUCCUUAAAAGGUGAUGCUGGAGGUGUAUAUCCUUCUGCAAUUCUAGCAGUAUUGCCACGAUUGUUGUCAGCAGCUGCCCCUCCUGGAAGUAAUUCUCAGGAAAAUCGGAGGCAAUGCUUGAAAGUUUUGAGGGUUUGGCAGGAAAGGAGGAUUCUUCCAGAAUCCAUUGUACGGCAACAUAUACGGGAACUUGACUUGCUUUGUGGUUCAUCUUGUUCUCGAACUCGUCGUCUAAGAAAUGAAAGGGCAUUUGAUGAUCCAAUCAGAGAGAUGGAGGGUAUGCUUGUUGAUGAAUAUGGAAGCAACUCAAGCAUUCAACUUCCAGGGUUCUGCAUGCCACCUAUGUUGAGAGAUGAAGAUGAUGGAGUUGAUUCUGAUGGAGAGGGUUUUGAGGCUGUUACGCCUGAGCAUGACAACGAGAAAACUGAAGCAGAAAGGAACCCUAUAUCUGCAGUUGAGAAACAUCGGCAUAUCUUAGAGGACGUUGAUGGUGAGCUUGAAAUGGAGGAUGUAGCUCCGCAAUCUUCUGAGGCUGUUAUUUCCUCGAGUGAUAAUGCGGCAACAAUCAGUGUGCCGACCAUGUAUCAUUCAGUUGGAAAUGCUGUCACUCUUCCCUUUGCCCCUCCUUUGCCAAUGGAUAUUCCUCCGGUUUCUCCUCCUUUGCCCAAGUCUCCUCCUCCACCCCCUCCCCCGCCACCACUCCUGGCACCAGAGGCAUCUUUUCCUCCCCCUGAAAUGCCUGAUAGCCUUUCAAGUACUGUCAGGCCGGCCUAUGUGUAUUCUCAGAAUAUUGAAGAAGACUUCCGGGAAUCCUCUUCACAGCAAUCUCAUGCUCCAGGAGUCAACCCUAAAAUCAGCGACGGUCUUCAAUCUUCUAGAGCUGGUCCUCUUGAAUUUCAAUCCCAGGUGCCUAAUCAUUUAGCCAACCCGACCCACUGUUCUUUUAAUAAUCGGCCCAUCUCCAGCCCUCCAGUUCGGGCUGUGAACAACAUUCCACCGUCAGAUGGUGCAUACAAUAAAGGUUUCCGUUUACGUCCACCUCAUCCUGCUCCAUCUAAUCAGUUUUCUUACGUACAAUCUGAUCACCGCGUUCAAUCAAGAAGAGAUGUACCACCUCCAUCCCAUUCUACCAGAUACCAUGUUCCAAACACUGAAAAUGGUAACUUCUACCGGGACGCUGAUAGGAUGAAAUUGGCUCCACGUGAUACUGGAGAACACUGGAGGGCUCCUGCUUUUCCUGGGCCACGGUAUCCUGAUGGUUCAAGAAUGCCUUAUACACCGGCUCCAUAUGGUGCUCAUCCCGGUGAACCGUCAGUACAUGGCAAUCGUUGGGGUUUUCCUCCUGGAGCCACGAAUCACAGGAUGAUAAUGCCUCAUAGACCUCCAACUGGAGGUCCAAUACCUGUGGCAGCCAGAGGUCCCAAUUGUUGGAGACCAAGAUGAGCUUCCACUUGCUUGAAGCAAAUGGUGUUUUCUAUCUGCGGCUUUGUUUAAAUACGAAGGAGACAAGUUUUGGGCUGGUUUCUUUUUUUGUGUGUAUCAGCUUCGGAAGAGGUGUUGUGCCAAUAAAGGGGAAGUGACGCCAUAGCCGGUAUACCAUUCUGUAAAUAAUAAUUGAUGAACACCUCCACAUGCAUGUUGUGGACGUUACCGAGCUAGCUAGAGAGCAGCGGCGUUGUCGUCUUCCCUUGAAGGCUGCAACUUUUGUGUAAUCUUACGAUAGAAUUUUCUUUUCUUUUAAUGAGGGACCAAGUAGCAACUUAUGUUUAGCAUUAGUGUUAAUUGUAAUAGAGUAGUUAGCAUAGGACAUAGGUCGGCCUUUUCUCAGGACAUGAUCUUGUAAUAGUGCUUGUUUUCUGUACAAAUCUGGAAAUGAUGUGUCUGUGUACAUACAUACUCAAAUUUGCCCAGCUGAGUCAGAAUGAUAGCUGCUGGAGACUCUGGGCUAAGACGUUUUUUUUUUUUUUUUUUUAAACCACUUGUCGCCCCUUUUAGUGCGAAAUAAUAAAAAAUGUAUCAUCAAUGUUUUUCGAUUCUCG
Oldenlandia corymbosa var. corymbosa is the source of this 5312-nucleotide messenger RNA. The record is from the annotation of a GenBank genome assembly. NCBI's taxonomy places the organism in Eukaryota, Viridiplantae, Streptophyta, Magnoliopsida, Gentianales, Rubiaceae.